UUCAGUACGGGAGUAAAUGUCGGCUGGUGAAGAUCUAUUAAGUGCAAAGAAAAGCCGAUGAUAUAGUGAAAAUAUUUAAAAAAAAAAAAUUAUACACAUUUUCUGGUACAUAGUGGUGAAAGUGUGAACAGAAAGUAAUAUAAAUCUAUAUAUAGAUAUAUAGAUACAUACAAUAUUUUAUAAUACAUAUUAAAAUUUAUAUGAUUUCAAAUAAAUCAUUUUAAAAAAAGAAUUAUAGACUAAUUAAAACCAAGCAAAAAUGGCUGAAGUACCAGAGGCUGUUAAAAAAUGUGCGUCCAUGUUAAAGGUCACCAAAAGUGAUACCGAAAAAUUUGCUGCACUUUUUAUGGUUACCAAGUUGGUUAAGGGCAAGGAUUGUAAUAGUGCAGCCAAGAAGUUGCUGUUCGAGGCUAUUGGUUUAGCCUUCCUAAAGAAGUUAUUAAGUGGCAAAAAUUUGCCCAAUGACUGCCCACCAUUGGUCUACAAGAGUGUAGCCUUGUCGAUUUUGACUUGCUUCUGCCAAGAAGAAGAAUUGGCUACCCAUAAAGAUAUUUUGGAUGUUAUACCCACACUCUUGGAGAUUGUAGAGCAAGCUGAUGAUGAUGAUUGUGAUGAUAAUUUGAUUGUAGUUAGUGAAGCUUAUAGCUGUUUGAAAUUCAUUGCUUCAUAUGAACCUGGUCAAAAUGCCUUAAUGGAAAUGAAGGCCAUACCCAAAAUGUCUCAAAUUUAUUCAGCUCAAAGUUUUCAAACCGAUGAGGCGUUGCAGUUGAUCGUAUUGUUGGUCAACAAGUUUGGUGCAGCUUCCUGGACUGAUGAUCCAAAACCUUUCCAUGCUUUGGUUCAACGUAUUGCUCUGGAUAUGGAGACAGAAAAUAAUGAACGUAAAUACGAAUUGUGUAAAAUUUUAUCGGCUAUUUUGAAGACCUGCAAGAAAGAGUUGAUAUACAACUCUUUGGAGGGAGAAAUCUGGCCUGAAAGUUUAUUCAAAGGCUGUGGUGAUAUUUUGAAAAGCAAAAUUGGACCUAAACAAAGGGAUCCUACACUUCAUUUGAUAGCUAAUACCCUUAAAGUAUUGGGAAUCCAAUGGGCUUUUAUGGAUGAUGGUAAACAAUUUUACUUGAUGAUUUUGCAAAUGGCCGCCAUUGAGGUAAGAAUGCAAAUGGAUGAAAAGAAAUUAGAAGCCACUUUCCGCAACUGUGAAUUGAUACAAUGUUGCUUUACCAUUUUGGAACGCUGUGUCGAAUAUAUGGCUAAAGAUAUUUUAGACUUGGAACCCAAGGAAAAACAAACUACCUACACAGCUCUUAAAGGAGCUUUCAAUCAAGUUUUGGCUGUUUUAACCCGCGUCUCUAAUGAUAAAAUGAAGGAUACUACCAAUCCUAAAGAAAAAGCUUUUAUUAGAGGAACAGUGCGCAUUUUAGCCGCUUGGUUAGCUCAGGAAACUACAGCUAUGAGGCCUGCUAUUUACAAAUUAUUGCCUUUCAUGUUUAAGGUAGCUAAUGAGUCUUUUAACGAACUUAAAGAAUGGAGAGCUGGUCCCAGAGAUACAGAGGCUCCCGAAGAUGUACUAAGAGUCAUGUUGCCAGCUUUGUGUCACUUGGUGGUGGAAGAUGACGCCCGUAAAGUAGUUUUUGCCACUAAACAAGAUGAAGUUUUCUUGCAAAGCUUGGAAUUUUACUUCUCCAUUGCUCACUAUAAGAGACCACCCAUCCCUAGAGCUGAACGCUUGAAACGCAUGAAUGAACCAGAUCCCGUUCCCACACCAGAACAACUGGCUGAAAUGAAAGAUGCUCGUGCUGCCAUUUGCUCUUUGUGUAAUAUUUUAAUGAACUUGACUGUCUUGGAACCCAAACUAGCCGAAGAUGGUCCAUUCUUUGCCAACCUCUUUAAAUUUGUUUACGAACAUUUGCCUGAACUUAAAGACACUCAUGAUAAUCUAGUUAUGCAUGGCAACUUGUCUGUCUUAGGUUUACUAUUACUUAAACAACAAGCUAAGAAAGUUAAACAGAACGAUUUCUCAAUUUGUCGUUAUAUUCAAGCUACCAUACGUUUCCUCUGGGAUGCCUAUAACAUCGAUGAGUCUAAUGAUCCCACCGCUUUAGUGGUGUCCAUUGCCUAUAAAGAAAAUUGGAUGGAAUUGUCAGAACUUUGGUUCUUAGGUAUGCAGACAAUGUGUGGUGUUUUGCCAUUGGUACCCUGGUUAUCUGAAUUCGCCAUUGAGUCCGGUUGGGCUGAAGGUAUUGUUCAGACCUUGAAAAAGGUUAAGAUUGGAACUCUGCCGGCCAACGUUAAAUCAGCUUAUGAAGACUUUUUAUCCCAACUUGUAGAAGUUAACUCCACAGUUACAGCUGUUUUGAAGAAGGCUGAUGCCUUGAGAGUAUGUCGUAAUCACCGUAUGAUGGAAUUGGGCAAGAAACUUUUCGGUGACUAAGACUUUUUACAAAUACAUAUUACAUUUUUUAAUUUCCUAUUUUAUAAGUCUAAAUUCUUAUUUUAUAAAUACAUUUUUUCACCACAAAAAGAUUUUAACAAAAGUUUUGUAAUUUAAGUAAUAAACAAUUUUAUAAAAAAACGUA
Molecule: messenger RNA, 2576 nt
Organism: Lucilia cuprina (Australian sheep blowfly)
Lineage: Eukaryota; Metazoa; Arthropoda; Insecta; Diptera; Calliphoridae
Gene: Neurochondrin
Product: neurochondrin homolog
Exons: 1
Coding region: 260-2431 (723 amino acids)
Biological process (GO): neuron projection development; regulation of neuronal synaptic plasticity
Cellular component (GO): dendrite
Source: RefSeq, a predicted model, not a curated record